Messenger RNA from Sycon ciliatum, 1947 nucleotides. Its product is annotated as ubiquitin-conjugating enzyme E2 H-like. Gene Ontology annotation, biological process: protein polyubiquitination; ubiquitin-dependent protein catabolic process. The record is from RefSeq and is a predicted model, not a curated record. Bases 367 to 933 code for a protein of 188 amino acids. Gene Ontology annotation, cellular component: nucleus. Gene Ontology annotation, molecular function: ubiquitin conjugating enzyme activity. NCBI's taxonomy places the organism in Eukaryota, Metazoa, Porifera, Calcarea, Leucosolenida, Sycettidae. The transcript has 7 exons.
AGUAGCAACGAUAGAGCAAUAAACGUCAGUAGAUAGUUCCAGUGCAGUGCAUACCAGGAGAUCAAGACCUAAAUUUCUUCCUCUUUGUCUACAUUUGUCUGAGUCUUCACGUCGCUUACAGUGGGCCUCAUCUGCUGACAAUAUCGUAGCUUGUACAACGUCCUGCUGAACUAACUCAGCAGAAGUAUAAAGUGAGAGGUGGCAGCUACAGCAGUUCUACAUAAAGUUCUUGUAUUGAGCGGACGCAGAGUUCUGGUUGUUGUGGAAGUAUUUCGUUGCAUCGGCAGCAAGUUUGCCCGCCGUCUUGUUUUCUUUGAGCUACUACUGGUAAUGGUCGUUGAGUGGAAAUAGUUAGAAACCACGAAAAUGUCGUCACCAUCAGCCAACAAAAGGCGAGCCGAUUCUGAUGUUGUCAAGCUCAUUGGUAAAAAAUUCGACGUUAACAUAGUAGGCGGCUUGAAUGAAUUCACGGUGAAGUUUUGUGGACCAGAGGAGACGCCUUAUGAAGGCGGGAUAUGGCGAGUGAGGGUCACCCUUCCCGAUAAGUAUCCUUUCAAGUCUCCCUCUAUAGGUUUUGUUAAUAGAAUAUACCAUCCUAAUAUUGACGAGAACUCUGGAACAGUAUGUCUGGACGUUAUUAAUCAAACUUGGACAGCACUGUAUGACCUUGCCAACAUAUUUGAUGAGUUUUUACCGCACUUGUUGCGCUAUCCAAAUCCACUGGACCCCAUGAACAGCCAGGCUGCGUCAAUGCUACUUCAUGAUAGGGAAGGAUACGAGGCUAAAGUCAGAGAGUAUGUGACACAACAUGCCAGUGAAGAUUGUGAAGACGCCAAAAGAGCGCAAGGCGCCGAACCUGAUAAGGGUGCCGAAUCUGACGACAGCACUCUCAGUGAGUUUUCUGAUGAUGAAGUAGCAGAUAUGGAGCUCUAACCCUAGAAACACAACAACAACAAGUACUUGUACCAGUACGUGAGACAUCCUUGAAUCUGCACAUAUAUGUUAUGUCUCUAUGAAUAUUUUCCAUUUGUGCUUUUGAGCGCUAUUAUCUUUCUGGCUGUUCCGCUCAUGUCACUGUGCCAGCGGUAUAUUUUUACCACUCGUGUUCUCUGCUGUGAGUCUAACUGACAUAGUCUGCUUUCAUUCACACCUCACCGGCGUACCUUGUAGAUAUAUCCGUAUAUUCUUGUUUGUAUAGCAAUCCCAGCUCUCACUGAUCUCCCGUCUCCGCUGCAGCCCCAUGGUAUCUACAUGUACAUGUACUUCACGUGCCACUACAUGUCAUUGACAUGUUUAGACACAGUAGGUGUCUUGUCUACCGAACCUAACAGUAGGCGCGUCGUCUUGUCCAAUAGCGGACGUUGUUGUGUCCGCACCGUCACACCGUCUCCCCUCUGCUCCCCCGUCGUUUUUGCUCUGGUGUUUUUUAUUCUCCAGUCCUCGCCAUCCUCAGUGUUCUACUUCACUGUGGCGUGCUGUGUUUUACGUGAGCCUAGCUGUGUGUGUGUGUACAUAGUGUGCAUGCACUGCUAUUGCUAGCCUGUGCAGUGGUGGGCUGUUGUCAUCCAACUAGUACCUAGUAGGGCUUUUACAUUGGGUACCCCGGCAACGAGCUGGGCAGCUUUUUAGUUUAGUGCCCCCAUUUGCCCCUCCCCCCCCUUGGUCUUGUAGUAUUUUAUUUUAUUUUAGCUUGCACAUUUAUAAUAUGCGGCUUGUUAUCCCAAACCCAAACCAGUCCCUCUCGUUUUUUUCAUCACCACUAACCCAUCAGCCCGUUUCUCCUGCAAUGCAAACUAUUUCUAGGUGAUUUACUCCUCUAACCAGAUGGCCUUCUGUCAUGUUCAUGAACCACUCGACAACUAACUAACUUGCGCCUUCCACUGCUCAUGCCGCGUGUGUGUACUGUUACUGAAUUGAACCAACCGUAUCCCAGUACUCAAACUUUAA